AGCUGGAAGGUUCUAGAACAAGUGUCUUGGUUUGCGGUGCGAGCCAUGGGUCAGGUAUGUUCUGCAUGUCUUGCUCCUGAGUUCUUGGACCAAAAGAAGAAGUCCAAGAAGCGUGUCCUUUGUGCUGGCAAGACCUUUGCGCCCUAUGGUAUGAAAGCGGGAGGCCCCCCACCUGCGAUCACGAAAGAGUACCAGCCCACAAAGACAGGUGAUUUGCCUGGAAAAGUGGACUUGCGCAAUCACAUGAGCCCGGUUGAAGACCAGAGGUCAGUGCAAUAGCUGUUGCGCAAACGCCGUGGCCGGGGCCUUUGAGUACUUGAACAUGCGCCACUGCAAGGAAAAUGGGGACACUCCUGCAGACAUCUCUCGCUUGUUCAUCUACUACGUGGGCCGCAAGAGGGAUCAGGAGACAUUUUUUGAAAAGGGGCCCUUGUGCGAUGAGGGGAUGACCAUCGGUGGGGCGAUCACAGCGAUGCAAACCCAUGGCGCAUGUAUGGAGUCUGAGUGGCCUUAUGACCUGAAGGGUGUGAACAAGAAGCCCACGGAGGAGUGCUUCGAGAAGGCCCGAAGACAUAAGGUGCUGGAAGCCUCCCGAAUUCCGGUCGACUUGGAUUCCAUGCGCCGCUGCCUGGCCGAGGGCCAUCCCAUUGUUUUUGGCUUGAAGCUGACACAGAGAUUCUUUCGGCCUCGGCAGGGCUUUUGUGCCACACCCGACCCCAGUGACCCUCAAUCAGCCGAUCAUGGGCUCCACGCCAUGCUGCUGGUGGGCUACAACGAUCGCCAGAGCAUCUUCGUUGUGAGGAACAGCUGGGGACCAGAUUGGGGCGACCAAGGCUACGGUUAUGUUCCCUACGACUACGUGGCCAACCCACAGUUCAACAUGGGCGAGCAGUAUGCCAUCAAGGGCCUCACCGAGGUGGAUUUCACCCCGGACGAUGAUGAUGGAGGUGACUUGGAGCUUCCAGGUGAGGAUGAGUUAGACGGAGCGGACGACAUCCAGCAGUUCGAUGCAGAGGAGGACGAAGCUGGUGAUGAGGACGAACUGCUCACCGACACCAUGAAGAUGGCGGAGACCUGCUUUUGGGACAAGGACACGGGGGACUUGAAGGCCGUGGACCAAGCAACCUUUGUGGCAGCGGCGUUGCUGGCCAGCCGGGGCGACUUUGGGUUCGUCAUGCCCUUCGUGAAAGAGAAAAUGGAGAAGAAAUUCUCCGAAACUGGCACCAAGGAAUACACCUUCGAUGAUUUGAAGGAGUACUGGAAAGAGUAUUACGGCUGAAACAGCCUAAUUUAUAUAGUAGUAAUUAGUCCUGGGCUGUGGCUGACAAAGGUCAGGUUCCAGUCCGGCUGAGCUGCUUAGCUUGCCGAGCAUGAGCAGAGUUUUGGAAGUUUUAGGAUCUUGGAGCCAACCAAGAACAAAACGCCAGAGAAAACCCCAGGAGCACCUGCUGCACUUGGCUUUUUCUUUGUGCUUUUUCUUGGUUGGAUUUGCUGCUUUUUCUGCUUCAAUGGAAGCCGCUUGGAUCUGUCCCGCGAAGUCGUGCUGAUCCGUUUCAUUCGCCCACCUUCGAUCACCGUGCUCCUGAUCAGAAGGGUCACUGGAAGGGUCCUCCUAUGCGACUCUCUUGCUCAAGGGGCUGGAUGAGUG
Durusdinium trenchii is the source of this 1648-nucleotide messenger RNA. NCBI's taxonomy places the organism in Eukaryota, Dinophyceae, Suessiales, Symbiodiniaceae. The record is from the annotation of a GenBank genome assembly.